AUGGCUCAAAAGACAGCAAGUUCGCGACGUCCACCACGUUCAAAUGUAAACAAAGUUGCGCGUGCUACAUGGUUAACAAUUGAUUCGCCUUAUGCUGCUCCAGUUCGAGUUCGUGCUGGAAAUAGCGAACAAUGUGACCGACCAAAACUAAUUUCGCGACAAGAACGCCCUUAUUCAGCUUCACAAGUAGCUUCAACGACAAGUAGUCGACUGACUCAGCCGUCAUUGCGUCCAAGCUCUGCACGACGACAACGUCCAAUUAGUGCAAGCCGUGCACGAUACAUGCAAGUCGAAUCGAUUGCAUUUCCGUUGCAAAACUCUUUUCUUAACUCUCAUGAAGGUUGUAUCUCGCCUUCUCCUGAAAAGUCUGAGAUUCAAAUUCUGCAUGAAGUCGAUUCAACGGCGAUGCAAGUGAAACUUCACGCACUUUUGGAAAUGUGGGACGAAGAUCAACUUACUUUUCGCUCCACUGCGCUCUUUUGCGAGGCAAUGUUUAAGCAGGCCGUAGCAUUGACACGUACGAUGCCUCGUCCGAAUGCUUUCGUUUCGGCUGUAGCGUUUACCGGCCUUGCUCAAAUGGGCACAGUCUUUGCCAAAGAACACCCUUCAUUAUUGCAAAUGAUUGAUGAAGUAGGAACUGCAAUGUACUCAAACUUUCUGGAUUUUCAGCACUUUGAGAAUCUUGAAACCCAUCGAUCCUCUCUCUUUUACCAGCGCGGCAAACCUUGGUUUCAAGACAUGAUGCGUCAAAAAAUGCAGUGUGAUUGUCUACAAAACUCUGUGAUAUGUUUACAAAACGAGGUGGACAAGCUUCAGGAGAGACUUCAAGAAGUCUUGAGAGAUAAAUUGAAUGUAGCUGCAACACCCGCUACUGCUCAUGCAUCCUCUCAAUGUGAUAAUUGUGACGAAUACUCUACUUCUUCAGUUUUUCCAUUAGAAAAUCUGAGCUUGAAAUCCCAAACGGAUGAAAUUGUGAAAGCAUUUUCGAGGAUUUCGGAUGUAGAUGCGCAACACGUACUGUCAAUACUUCUUGAGAAAGCAGUGGAUCGUGACCUGACUAUGCUUCCUGAAACAUUAGCCGUGACGAUAGGAGAGAUGGAGGAGCAACAUCGACGAAAGUUCUUACGUGAGUGCUUUGAUUAUGUCACAACGAGUGAGCUUCAUGAUGCCAUACAAGAGCGAGAUGAUUUGAAUGAUGAUACAUGUCAUCAAAGUUUUGUGGAAAAUUUAAGCAAUUUACUGCAAACUCAAGUAGAUUCAGAAACAAGUAUUGAAGUAGAGUCAAGCUCGUCCGUUAAUGGGGAUGUGGCUCAAUCCGAAGAGGAUCGUAUUGGGAAGAGAGUGCACGAGUUAAUGGAACUGGUUGAAGAUGUCGCUACUGAGGUAUCGUCGUUUAAAUCAAUCCAUAGACCACUUUUGUCAGACUCAGUCUUAGAACGAUUGUCCAAAUUUGAAAAUCCGACAAAACGCCCGAAGAAAGAACAGCAGGACGAAGGACAGGAAAUAGAGUGCGAGUGCACAUGCGGUCGUCACAUUUUAUUAGAUGAUGGAGAAAGUAAAGAAGACGAGUUUUCAUUCGAAGCUUCAGUCGAUACUGAUAUUUUCAACGAUGAAGACAUAAAGAAGUACAGACCUCGACGAAAAUCGACAUUAAUGCGUCCAAUGUCUGCGUCAUUAGGACGACGAAAAAAUGCCAUUAGUUUCAACCCGCGAGCUGACUUGACGCGCAGAUCGAGUGAUGCUUUUCAUGUUUUUCCAUUAGCUGAAGUGUGCCAUCUAUUGUCUGCAAUUCUUCAUCUUCAAUUUUCACGAGAUGCAAGUGAACUUGUGAACGCAUCAAAUGCAACGUCUUUGUUUGAUGAACGCUUUGGGUUUUUAAAGCAAGGCGCUGGCCCAAUGUCCUUUAAAGCUCUUGCUAAGGAUUUCUUAACACGCAAAUACGGCAUUAAAUCUAUUGCGGUUAUGCAUACGAUGCAACUUGAGCGGUCGCUACUGCAUUAUUCCACUAAAGACAGUCACGUUCGUUGCACGCUCUUUAGCUGGUUCUUUGGAUCGGAUACGACACGCACACAGUCCAAGAACUAUGCUUUCUUUUUCUAUCAAAAGUUUUUAAAAUGUUUGAUAAACUUGAUCGCAUUAAAGAAGAAAUCUCGAUCGAAUUCAAUUGCAAGUCUCUCGGUUUCUGGAACCUCUCAGCCACUUGCGUACGGGACUUUAAUUACAAUGUGGAAUGGGUAUAUUGGAGACGGUGAGCCUAUGAAAUCUCGAACAAUUCCAACAUUUCUAGCUCUUGAGACCUGCAAACAAACUUUUCCUCGAUCUAUGCAGCGUACUGGUGAAUUUACCUCGUUUCGAGAAAAGUUGUUUCGGCACAAUUUGAGUGACAAAUCAAUCGAGUUGGAACUUUUUCUUCACAUGACGAUGACAGCAUGGCAACAAAUUUUUGAUAUUCAGAUGCAAGAGGUCUCGAAAACGAUUGCUGAAAUGGUAGGAGUUCUUGAUCUAGACGGUUUUGAACAAUGUUUAUCAGCAAAUGGAUUGGACUUUACGACAGGAGAACGUUACGAGCUGUUUGAUUUGCUGACUCUAGAAGGUGAUGAAAGUGUCGUAGAAAGCAAGAAAAUGAUACAACUCGUCAUGGAAGCCAAGUAUUUGAAUCCCUUAAGACUAUAG
This is a messenger RNA of Plasmopara halstedii, 2673 nucleotides long. RefSeq lists its product as uncharacterized. The transcript has a single exon. The record is from RefSeq and is a predicted model, not a curated record. NCBI's taxonomy places the organism in Eukaryota, Oomycota, Peronosporomycetes, Peronosporales, Peronosporaceae. The coding region runs from base 1 to 2673 and encodes 890 amino acids.